Molecule: messenger RNA, 1498 nt
Organism: Cuscuta campestris
Lineage: Eukaryota; Viridiplantae; Streptophyta; Magnoliopsida; Solanales; Convolvulaceae
Source: the annotation of a GenBank genome assembly
CUCAUCUACCUCCAUCCACCACUUAAUAAAAUCAAUGACUUUUAUCAUGAACUGAACAAACUAGAGCCACUCAUCUCCCUUCCCCUCCUUAUCCGAUCUCGCUGCAGACUCCAGAAAAAACCCGUCCACUCAUCUCCCUUCCCCGCAUUCUCUCCAUUCCCAUGGCCCUCUCAUCCGAAUCUGUUGUUGGCGGCCAUGUAUCUGAGAACGAAUUAAUUUUCAUUGAAAGCGACGAUGAUGGUGUGGACGAUUCAAAGGAGACUGAAAUCAUCUAUUACCAUGAAGAGGAAGACGUCAUAAUCAUUGAUGGGACUAAGAAGACGCAGUUGAUGCUAGACGACGGCAAGAGGUAUGACAUACUCGCAAUGGAGACUUCUCCGGGGAUCUACAAACCUUGGGAUCCGAAGACAGAUGUGAUGAAGUUCAUGCAACCCACUUCAGAUGUGAACUCUUCGAUUUCAGAGAUCAAUUCUAGGGCACAUCUUUUCCAACAUGGUAUUGAUGAAUCAUAUACAUGUUGGAUAUGGCACGGAGAGCUAAAUCCAGAUGAUGAACCCCCUCACCCACACAAUAAACGUGUUCAUGACUCAUUUGACGAUGGAACAGAAGAAAACAGCGAAGAAGAUGGUGAGGACAGGUCUUUUGAAUACUCUGAUUUCAUGAACCAUGUCCAAGGGGAUUCUGAACCCCUUUACCCGGGAUGCAAGACCUACACUAAGCUGAAGGCACUAGUGAAAUUAUAUAACUUGAAGGCAAAGCAUGGGAUUUCUGAUUCAUGCUUCUCUGAAAUUCUGCUUUUGCUGGGGACAUUUCUCCCCAAGGGCAACUGCCUGCCUUCGUCAUUUAGUGAAGCAAAGAAGACCUUAUGUGCUUUAGUAGGAUUGCCAAAACGUUUCCAGGGUGCACAAUCUAGACCCCUAUCUGGUGCAACGAUGAUCACACCGACCAAUAAUGACUUGCACCUAGCACAUUUGUGUUUCCUCGAAAACUGUGAUGAUGUCCAACCAUACUUUAUUGAACAUAUGGGUGCUUUGGUGAAAACGUAUCCACAACAAGGGCCUAACAAGGAUGUGCCCACUUUCAGUGGGUAUAAAAUCAAUGGUGUGACCUACAGCACCAAAGAACGUGAUGAUAUGCGUCAAGUUCAGUGUAGUGGUGUUUAUGUAGAAGCUCAAACAAUGCUCGUAGUUGUUCAUGUUGAUAUGCUAGCAGUGCUUGUCCUCCUGUAUAUUGAUGUUGCUGUGUCUUAAGUUGUGUCCUCCUGAUGGAUACGUUGGGCCAUAGGUUUUUUGCUUUUUGGGUAUAACAAUAAUGCUGUUCACUUGGUGGCUUUUCCCAAGAAUGGAUGAUUGAAGGAUGAACCUGCUUCAAGGAUAUUAACGGAAUGCUUGAAGGAUGAAGCUUGAGGGAUAUCCAUGUUGAUCAUGUUUUGGAGGCAUCGUCAUGAAAAAUUGCAGCACCAAAGCAGUUUCUUGAGCAAAAAAGUUCUUCUCUGGUU